Molecule: messenger RNA, 3420 nt
Organism: Saprolegnia diclina VS20
Lineage: Eukaryota; Oomycota; Saprolegniomycetes; Saprolegniales; Saprolegniaceae
Exons: 21
Coding region: 36-3209 (1057 amino acids)
Biological process (GO): cilium assembly
Cellular component (GO): axonemal microtubule; centriole; centrosome
Source: RefSeq, a predicted model, not a curated record
GAGGUGCACCUUUCAUUUUCGCAACGGCGAGCGCAAUGUCGUCUGACGAUGAGUUCGAAAGGUUCCUCGAAGGCGACUCGGACGACGAGCACGCAGCCUUCGCUAAGGCCAAGAAGAAAAAGCAAUCGAGACGAACCAGCACGGCGGAGAUGUCGCGCCCUACUCUCGACGAUAGUGAUGACCCGUACAACUUCGAGAUGCGUCCUGCAGCGACGAGCGAGAGCGACGAGGACACUCGUCCGAAACCCAAAGCGCGCACCAAGCCAGUCACGCUGUCACGCAAGUUGAGCCUUGAAGAACGAAUGGCGGACAUCCUCAAGCGGCACGGAAGCGCACUCGCUGACGCGGUGGCUCCGUUUGUCGAGGCGCCAGCUGCUGCUGCCUCUGUGCCUGAAGAGCCUCCGGCAGUACAACUCGAGCCAGCAACGCAAGAGCCUUCGUCUGAUGAGUCUUCCGACUCGCUCGGAAUGGAAUCGGCAGACUUCGAGGUUGGUGGGUACGCCAAGAAACCUAUCAACAAGGCCAGCGUUGAGGUGCCAUUUACUGUUGAUGUCGCAGUUACGUCGGCGCCUGCAGAACCGUUCCGGUAUGCAGACGCUGCUGCAGAAAAGCUCGCCGAGACAUCGACACCAGCACCCUUUGAAAGCGCGUUUGCCAAAAUGAAGGAUCUAUUUUCGCUCGAGCCGUCGCUUGAGAAAGAGGUGCCUCCAGUGGAGACCAGCGACGCGAGUGACGACUACGGCGACGAGUUUGAGGCAGUACCGGAUGCUACGGAGGACAAUGUCAUGGAUAUGUACGACGACGACGGAUUCGAGGAAUCGGCCGACGCGAAUGGAAUGACGCCGCCGCUGUCACCGCCGCCACCACCACCACCCGUGGAUUUUGAACCCGACGAAGCCAGUCCUCCUAUGUCGCCUGGCCCCCCACCACCUCCCGACCUUCCUCUUGCUGACUCGACAGACCCAGUACGAGCAUCAGAAGCCGUCAACCCUGUUGUUGCGGACGUGCCGUCAUACUUGUCAUUUUUGCAAGAAACAUCCGAGGCACCCGCAUACAACUUGCGCGCUGUCACUGUCGAGGCCGAACUGACGCCACCAAUUGCCGAAGAAGUCGUUGUCGAGCUCGUUGACGGUCCCAGCAAAUUCGAGGCAACGUUGGACGUCGACGCUGUGAUCAGUGAUACCGUACUCUCCAUCCCGCCCGCGGUUGUGCCAACAGUUGGACCCGUGGCCAGCCCCGUCGCCACUCACACUGCAACCUUUCACGCCACAUCCACGGCGGCCCAACUGCCAGCCGCAGACCGCUUCAGACAGCUGCAAGCGACCCUUGACGCCGCGCGCGUCUCUCACGACGACCAAGUCACCAAUGCUUUUGAGCGGGACAAGAUUCUCAUUCGCGCGUUUGCCAACAAGGAGAAUGAGAUGAAGCUAGAGCUUCAAGCCGCCCAACGCGAGAUUCUUUCACUGCAACACGAGCGGGACGCGCUCUCGGUAUCCCAAGACGUACACACGCUGUCGGAUGCACGACUUCUUGGCAAGUACGUGCACAGCCAGACCCGCCACGGUGUCGCGAUGACGUCCGCUGCCUACGACACAAUGCGCAAGGAGAUGGAGACGCAAGAAGGCUUGAUCCAAGGCUACCAGCUUGAGAACGAGCGGCUGAUGCAGCAACUAAAAGACAUGCGGCGGGACUUACACUACGACGUGCAUGCACAAAACGAAGCACAUUUGGCGACCAUCAAAGACCUCCGGCACCAGCUACAGAAGCAGCAGCAAAUCCAAGCGAGACCGCCCCUGGACGUCACGCUUGCCGCCGACGUGCGGAUCCUCGCGCUUCAGGAGGAGCUACGCGAUGCCGUCGACCUCCACGCAACUCACGAGCGGGAGCUCAAGGUUGAGCUCGACAUGGUCAAGAAAGCCAAGAAGGACCUCGAGUGUCAGAUCGCAGGGGUUCACAUGGACGUUCUGCAGCGGGAGAACGACGCCUAUGAUCAACUUCGCGCGGCUAGCGUAGCCCAGCAGCAUGACGCUGAAGCCAAAAUCGCGGCACUACAGUCCAAGCUCGACUGGUACAUUCAGAAUCAGCGAUACCUAGACGAGCAAGACGAGCUGCUGCGGCAACAACGGGCAACGAUCGACGACCUCCGGCGUCAGCCUCGGUCGGAAACAUCAGCAAAACCAAGUCGGGCCGCAGAUCGCCGACGUAUUCAGGCGCUCGAGGGACAGAUUGCCGAAAUGGAACGCGCCAUGCAAAAACGACACCCCGACAGCCUCGUCAACCUCAUCCUUGCGAGCAAGCCCACCGCUGAUGACCAGCUUGCCGAAUGCAAACGCAUGCAUGAGCUCCAGGUUCAUGCACUCCAGGAGCAGCUAAGAACGGCUGAGCACUCGCACGAACUAAAACUCACAGCGUUUCGCCAACAGCACGAGCGUAUCGUCGCGCAACUUCGAGCCCAGCUCGACGCGAAACUCGCAGCGUCGUCGGACCGCACGACGCUGACGGCCAAGAUAAAGGAGCUUGAAAAGAAGCUGCAGGAUGCACGAGGUCGGAAGCCGCCGCCAAUCAGUGACGAUAGCCCGUCUUUCGUGGCGCGACUCAAAAAGCAGGUCACCGACCUUACGACUGAGCUCGCCAGCGUCCAGCAGCAACUGAGCGCGAGUGACGAAGCUCGCAGGCUGCUCAUCCAGUCGUCGUCCGUUGUCGUCUCGCCGAGCGUGUCGCAAGCGUCGUACGAUGCGCUCGUCACGCAAGUCCACGACUUGGAGCGUGAGAUGGAGAGCGUGCGUACUCGCCACGCCACCGAGCUCCGCGAAGCCAAAGACUUGCUGCACGAAGAAAUUCUGCGCGUGACACAAAUGCUUGCAGUGGCCCACAACGACCUGCACAAGGCACAAGCGACGGCCGGCCGUAUACCGUACCUCGAGACGCAAGUUUGCGACCUCACACGCCAACUUGAGGUCCCCAACACGCCAUCAAUGCUGCAAUACAAGGCGCUGGAGCUUCAAGUACACGCACUCAUGCAAAAGUACGCGGUGCGCGAAACGGAGCUGCAGGCACUCCUCCAGCAAGCAACGGCGUCGAGCCACCUAGAGCAGGCUGCGUUGCGGGCGCACUAUGAGCAUGUUCUCACGCUCAAAAAUGCAGAUAUCACGCGCUUUCAACUUCAACUGGAUGAGAUGCUCGACGAACUGAAGUCCCUUCGCCCCUAAGUAGCUAAAAUUGAAAGCAACCAAUCGCUGUGAGAACACUUUUUUGAGAUCCACGACAGUCUAUUCAACGAUAACGAACGAUACGCUCUUUUACUUGCCCAGUGGCACCUCCGUUAGCUCGAUGUCCUUCUCGUCGUCGUCGUCGUCGUCAAUCGUGAAGAUGGCGGCGGCGUCCUGUUUGGCUUUUGAAGGGUACAUGGGCGUGUCGGGC